Malus domestica (apple) is the source of this 958-nucleotide messenger RNA. RefSeq names its product gamma-glutamyl peptidase 5-like. Lineage: Eukaryota; Viridiplantae; Streptophyta; Magnoliopsida; Rosales; Rosaceae. Gene Ontology annotation, cellular component: cytosol. The record is from RefSeq and is a predicted model, not a curated record.
UUACCAGAAUUUCAAGUUGAGAUAUACAUAUAUAUCUUGGCUGGCUUGUUUCUUGUUUACUCAAAGUCAAAGAUGAAGGCUGAGAAGGAGAGUAGAUCUGGAUCAUAUGCACUUCUGCUAGCAGCAAGGGACUCAGACUAUGUGAAGAAAGUGUAUGGUGGGUAUUUCAAUGUGUUUGUUGCAGCGUUUGGGGAAGAAGGAGAGAGGUGGGACUUGUACAGGGUUGUAGAGGGAGAGUUUCCAGGCAUGGAUGACCUUCAAAGCUAUGAUGGCUUCGUCGUCAGUGGCAGCCCGUAUAAUGCUUAUGGCAAUGACUACUGGAUCAUGAAACUCUGCUUUCUCUUGCAAACUUUGGAUGCCAUGGAGAAGAAAGUCCUCGGAAUUUGCUUCGGUCAUCAGGUGUUGUGCAGAGCACUUGGAGGAAAGGUUGGGAAAGCUUAUACAGGGUGGGAUAUUGGGCUGAGGAAAGUGAAGAUAGUGAAGGACUUGGCUCCAUUCAGCAUCCUUAAUUACUUGGACGACAUGCCGCCUGCGCUUUCCAUCAUUGAGUGCCACCAAGAUGAGGUCUGGGAAGUUCCUUCAGGUGCGGAGGUGAUUGCGUACUCGGACAAAACAGGUGUGGAGAUGUUCACCAUUGGAGGCCACGUUCUGGGCAUUCAAGGUCAUCCUGAGUACAGUAAGGACAUUCUUUUAAAUCUCAUCGAUCGCCUUUUCAACAGCAACUUCAUAGAGAAAGGUUUUGCUGAAAACACAAGGUCUGCACUGCAAUUAGUUGAACCAGAUAGGAAGUGCUGGGAGAAGAUCUGCAAGACUUUUCUCAAGGGAAGAUAAAUAACCAUGCCAAACGUGCAUAUUGCGUGGUCUAAUUUGAACUCAAAGUGUAUAAUUAUUGAAGAGGAGGGCAUGAAAUAUUUACUAUAUAUUUAAUCAAAUGGUAAAGAAUCUAAUUUUCUGUUUC